This is a messenger RNA of Spodoptera frugiperda (fall armyworm), 564 nucleotides long. RefSeq lists its product as uncharacterized. The record is from RefSeq and is a predicted model, not a curated record. The transcript is spliced from 3 exons. Bases 130 to 564 code for a protein of 144 amino acids. Lineage: Eukaryota; Metazoa; Arthropoda; Insecta; Lepidoptera; Noctuidae.
CAUACAACGUUUGUAACAAUAACAAAUGUGACAAUGACAACGUCAAAAUAGACUAGACUUUACCGUUUUAAUCUGUGGGUGUGGAAUCAAAUGACGCUUUGUGAAACGGUGGGCACCAGUUUGUAAAGAAUGUCGGCACUUGAAAUUAACACUUACUUUACAGGGAACGGGACGUACAAGCCUAUAAACCCGAUUGUCUCGAAAGUUGGUGAUUUCACGCCGUUUUACAUUGCCAUUGCUAUCUGCUCGGUGAUUCUCGGCUUUCUGAUCAUACUGAACGUGGUGUGCUGCUGUUCCAGGUACUCUGAGUACUGGCUGGACAGACAUACAGGUAACCGCUGGAUCGUGUCAAUCUGGUCGGCGACUCCACACAAGCAGCCACCUCUAGACUUCACGGAGCUCGAGAGCAACUUUCAACAAGUACACUACGUACAUCCUUACGGUGACGACAGUGAAGAGUACCGUGACAUCCACAAACACAGUGUUCCGCCGUCAGUGUCCCAACAGCCACUGACUUCUUCCCAGGAGUACUUGGAGUUGCACAAGAGGGAGAGUGACAUUUAG